Messenger RNA from Paramecium primaurelia, 1677 nucleotides. The record is from the annotation of a GenBank genome assembly. Lineage: Eukaryota; Ciliophora; Oligohymenophorea; Peniculida; Parameciidae.
AUGGAAUAUUGUAAAAUGAUAGAGAAUGAAGAAAAGCUUUAAUGUGCAAAUAAGCAUUCUCAAAAUCCGGUCAUUACGAUAUUAUUAGAUACCGAUUUUGUUGGAGCAUAAAGAUUAGCUUGUUAAUAAUGUAUUUAAAAUAAUUUAAGGCCUUUUAAUGGAAUAUCUUUAACUUAAGGAAUAAGUAAAAUACAAUAAAUGAGGAGCAAAAUUUAUAAUGAAAUUUUGAAUCUCUUUCUAUAAAAUUAAAUAAAAAUGUAAUCAUUUAAAAAUAAAAUUUCGUAAUGGAAAGAACAAUUGUUAUUAACUAUAGAUGAAAUUCAAAGUAAUUUAGAAAUUUGGAUGUAAGAAUUGGAAACACUAAAAAAUAGCUAUAAAUAAUAUAGUUUAUUGAAUGAAAUUGAUAAGGUGAUUAUAUAAUUGGAUAAAUUAAUAGAAUAAGAGAAAUAAUAAUUUUAAUAAAGAAUAUAGAAAUUCAAAGAUUAAUAUUAGACUAAGAUAUAUAAGAAAAUCGAUUCUUUAUAAAAUCUCAUUUAAGACUAACUAUAGAAUUUGUACGAAGAUUCAAUUAUCAUUAAAGAAAUUCCUUAAAGUUCAAAAUCUUUUUUCGAAUAAUAGUAAAGAGAAUCAAAUCAAGUAGUUAUUAAUUAGUUAAAUAAAUCAGAUAGAGUAGAAUAUCGAUUGAUUCAUGAAGCAUAUUAAAGAUAAUUCUCUCGUGCUUUAGAUUUUAAUCAUGAUAACUCUCUAAUGGCUGCAUCAAGUGAUCAAAAUAUUAUUAUUUGGAAAUUUUAAGAAGGAAAGUUGAAUAAUAAAGAAACUGUAUUGACUGGUCACAAAAAUGAUGUUUUCUGUAUUGUAUUUAGUAAGAAAAUGAAUUGGAUAGUAUCAGGUGAUAAGAAUAAUCAAAUAAUAAGUUGGAUUGAAAGAGUAAAUAAUUAAGGAAAAUCUUAAUGGGAAAGCUUUGUAUCAGUAAAAUAGCAUAAAUAAUUUAUUUUAUGUUUGUAUUUAAAUAAAAAUGAAGAUGAAUUAAUAUCUAGCAGUGCAGACUCAAAAAUAAAGGUAUGGAAAGUUGAAUGCAAAUCAAAUAAAAUUGAAUAUAAAUAUUCACUGUCAGAACACAAGAGCUUUGUCGAUAAAGUAGAUCUAAAUUCGACAGAAACAUAAAUGGUAUCUUGUGGGCGAGAUAAAAAAAUCAUUUUAUGGGAAAAGGAUGGAAAUAAUAAAUGGAAAUUUAAAUGUAAUGUCGCGUAAUCAACAAAUGAUUAUGGAUUAAGAAUAGGUUUUUUAUAAGAUGAUACAAUUGUUUAAUGUUAAUAUAGUUAACCAUUUUUACAAGUAUUCAAAUUGUAAAAUGGAAAAUUUUCACAAUGCUAAAAUUUGAAAGUGCAAUUAAAAGAAAUUAUCGCCGAAGUCUCAAAAGAUUCAGAAGACCCAAAAAAUGAUAUUACUUUCUUUUAGUUAAAGUAUUUAGAGUAAUAAAAAGUCUUAGUAUUCAAGUCAAACAGAUAUAUAUAUUUUAUGAAAUAAAGUUCAAAUUCAAAUUUAAUAUAUUCUUGUGAUCCUAUUGAUUGUAAAACAUUUUUAUGUUAUGGUAAUAUAACUAAUAAUGGAAGAUAUUUAGUAAUAUGGAAUGAAAAAAGAUUAGGCUUUUAAGUUUAUGAAAUUGAAUACAGAUGA